Molecule: messenger RNA, 1758 nt
Organism: Rotaria socialis
Lineage: Eukaryota; Metazoa; Rotifera; Eurotatoria; Philodinida; Philodinidae
Source: the annotation of a GenBank genome assembly
AUGGAUGCUACAUCAUUUAAUAAUUCUGCAAAAGAAAAUUAUUCUGAGAAAAUCUAUCGAGAACUGCCACAUCAUCAUUUAUCAAUGAUUCAAAUAGAGGAUCAAAAAGAAUUUAAUCAUCGAUUAUUGAAAAGUAAUUCACACCAUUCACGUGAAAGAAUCUCAUCAAAAAUGAAUCUACUUUCAAAUAAAACUCGUGUGAUUGUUCGGUCAAUAUCAAAUCAAAAUUUGAAUCGAUCCCAAUCAAAUUCUGCAGCACCUAGUGAACAGAAAAACUUAACUGAUGAUUUAGGAACAAUGAAUUUACAUAUUAUUGUAGCACCAGUAAAUUCAUUUAAUUGUCAAAAUAUGACCUUAGAAACUAAUUUAGUGAAAAAUCAUAUUGAUUUUCGUAAGCAACUAGCUGAUACGCUUUGCUGUCGUUCAUAUGAACCAUUACCAUCAAUGAAUACUGGCACAUGUUGUAACCAUUACCGACCCAUAUUCUUUCCGUGUACAUCUAACGAUCAUUUAAAACCGAUUUUUCCAUCAUCUAUGCCACAAAAAAAAUUAAACAACAAAAGAGAAAUGUCUCAAAAAUCGAAAUCAUUUGCACAAAUUCCAGAUGGAAAUCAAACUCAGCGUAGUUCGUAUACGGUAUCUCCAAGUAUUCAAUCUCAUUUAACAAUUUCGCCAGUAGAUGAACAAUUAUCAACUGGUACUAAGCUACAUAAAGACACCAGUGAACAAAAUCAUUCAGUAUUGUCGUUUUCUGAUCAUGAGUCAUCUUCAUCGGAAAAAUCCGAAGCAAUACUCGAUAAUUAUAAUCUAUUGACAUCAAAUGCACAAAUGUUGGUUGAUGAUUCAAUUCAAAAUGCUCAAGAAAAAUAUAAAAGAUUAAUUGGCACGAAUACCGAUCAAAAUCCAAAAUAUUCCUUAUUAGAUAAAGAUAAGGAAAUAAUUCAAAAUAAACCAAAAUCAGUCACCAUAUCCGAUGAAUUGAACACAAUAAAAUCAUCGAAUGAAAAUAAGUUAUGUGAAGAACUUUGUAAUAAACUCGAUCUGUCAGAUUCGAAUCAAAUUACUGAAAUUAUUAACAUACUCUCGAUAAAUGCACCACAUAUUCUCAAAGAAAAAAAUCUUAAAAAGAAAAUUUUACUUAAUGAUUUAAAUGCGAACAAAGGUGUCUAUGAUAACUAUACUAUUUUAUAUAAUUAUAAACAAUUAUUACUUCAUCCACCGUUCAAACCAAAACGAUUGAUUCAAUUAUGUCCAGAUGGUACAAUUCAAGUUCUAUCAGCUGUUGACGAUAAUUCAAAUGAAAAUAAAAUAAUUAAUCAACAACAAUAUCAUCUCAAUUAUUCCAAUUCAGCUGUAACGCCAUGCAUACAACAAAAUCACAUUUUCACCGAUGAAUCUUCUCUGUAUUUGGAAUAUGAAGCAGCAGCAACAGCUUUACUAGAUUUAAAUAAUAAUUCACAAUCUCAAACAAAAACUAGGAUUUCUUUUGAUCAUUUAAUUAUAGAUCAAAAUUCAAUAGUAUCUGUUCAACAGAAGACGCCUGUACCUAAGUAUGAUAGUUCAUUAGGAUAUUCAUCAACGCAUGCGAGUGAAGUUCAACUUAAUACUGAUCAUUCGAAAAUUGAUUUUCACGAUCACGACCCAGUUGUAAUGGUCGAUCUUGAUCUACAGGAUGAAACAAUUGAGAUAAACAAUAUUGAUGAUGAUAAUUCAUUACCAGAAAUCUUUUUCAGACGCAUUAUUGCACGUCAAAGUUAG